UCCAGCCCAGCCUGCGGGGCCUAGGAAACGGCUCUUCCUCCGCCAGCCCCCGCCCUCUCCACUGGGGCGCGCACCUCGCUCCCUGACGCAUUUUGCUGCACAAGCUGUAAUAUGGCGGCAGCGACGGCGGCCUGAACUCCGGGGAGCUAGGCCGAUGUUUGAUGCUUCAGAAUCAUUUUGAUAGAUUUCCAAGGUGGACCUCAAACGUUCAAACCUCUUGCCUCAGCCUCCUGAAUAUCUAGGAUUACAGGUAUGCAUGAAAAAUCUUUACUGGUUUAGUCUGUUUGCCUGGAACUGUUUUCGCUCUCAGAUUGAAGUAUUGAAACCAUGGGAAUAAAGGUUCAGCGUCCUCGAUGUUUUUUUGAUAUUGCCAUUAACAAUCAACCUGCUGGGAGAGUGGUCUUUGAAUUGUUUUCUGAUGUGUGCCCCAAAACAUGCGAGAACUUUCGCUGUCUUUGUACAGGAGAAAAGGGGACAGGAAAAUCAACCCAGAAGCCAUUACACUACAAGAGUUGUCUUUUCCACAGAGUUGUUAAGGAUUUUAUGGUUCAGGGUGGUGACUUCAGUGAAGGAAAUGGACGAGGAGGAGAGUCUAUUUAUGGAGGAUUUUUUGAAGAUGAGAGUUUUGCCGUUAAACACAACAAAGAAUUUCUUUUGUCAAUGGCCAACAGAGGGAAAGAUACAAAUGGAUCACAAUUCUUCAUAACAACGAAACCAACUCCUCAUUUAGAUGGGCAUCAUGUUGUUUUUGGACAAGUGAUCUCUGGUCAAGAAGUUGUGAGAGAGAUAGAAAACCAGAAAACAGAUGCAGCUAGCAAACCAUUUGCUGAGGUACGGAUACUCAGCUGUGGCGAACUAAUCCCAAAAUCUAAAGUUAAAAAAGAAGAAAAGAAAAGGCAUAAAUCAUCAUCCUCUUCCUCCUCAUCAUCCAGUGAUUCAGAUAGCUCAAGUGAUUCUCAGUCUUCUUCUGAUUCUUCUGACUCUGAAAGUGCUUCUGAAGAGAAAUCAAAAAAAAGAAAAAAGAAACACAGAAAAAAUUCCCGAAAACACAAGAAAGAAAAGAAGAAGAGAAAGAAAAGCAAGAAAAGUGCAUCUAGUGAAAGUGAGGCUGAAAAUCUUGAAGCACAACCCCAGUCUACUGUCCGUCCAGAAGAGAUCCCUCCUAUACCAGAAAAUAGAUUCCUCAUGAGAAAGAGUCCUCCUAAAGCUGAUGACAAGGAACGGAAAAACAGAGAGAGAGAACGAGAGAGAGAGUGUAAUGCACCUAACUCCCAGCCUGCUUCAUACCAGAGACGACUCUUAGUUACUAGAUCUGGCAGGAAAAUUAAAGGAAGAGGACCAAGGCGUUAUCGAACUCCUUCCAGAUCCAGAUCAAGGGAUCGUUUCAGACGUAGUGAGACUCCUCCACAUUGGAGGCAAGAAAUGCAGAGAGCUCAACGAAUGAGGGUAUCAAGUGGUGAAAGAUGGAUCAAAGGGGAUAAGAGUGAAUUGAAUGAAAUGAAAGAAAAUCAAAGGAGCCCAGUUAGAGUAAAAGAGAGAAAAAUAACUGAUCACAGGCAUGUGUCUGAAAGUCCAAACAGAAAAAAUGAAAAGGAAAAGAAAGUUAAAGACCAUAAAUCUGACAGCAAAGAAAGAGAAAUCAGAAGAAAUUCAGAAAAAGAAGAUAAAUAUAAUAAAACCAAAGUGAAGAAAAGAGCCAAAUCUAAAAGUAGGAGUAAGAGCAAAGAGAAAUCAAAGAGUAAGGAAAGAGAUUCAAAACAUAACAGACAUGAAGAAAAGAGGUUGAGGUCGAGGAGUAAAGAACGGGAUCAUGAGAAUGUUAAAGAAAAAGAAAAACAGUCUGAUUCUAAAGGAAAAGAUCAGGAAAGGAGCAGAAGUAAAGAAAAGUCUAAGCAAAUAGAAUCAAAAAGUAAUGAGCAUGAUCAUAGUAAAAGUAAAGAAAAGGAUAGACGCGCACAGUCCAGGAGUAGAGAACGGGAUGUAACUAAAGGUAAACACAGUUACAAUAGUAGAACCAGGGAACGAAGCAGAAGUAGGGACCGAAGCAGAAGGGUGAGAUCCAGAAGCCAUGACAGAGAUCGUAGCAGAAGCAAGGAAUACCAUAGAUACAGGGAGGAGUACAGGAGGAGAGGAAGAUCACGAAGCCGAGACAGAAGAGGAACACCAGGAAGAUCACGAAGUAAAGAGAGGAGGAGAAGGAGGAGAGAUUCUCGGAGCUCAGAGAGAGAAGAAAGUCAAAGCAGAAACAAGGAAAAACAUAGAAACCAAGAAAGUAAGAGCUCACACAGAAAAGAAAAUUCUGAGAGUGAAAAAAGAAUGUACUCUAAAAAUCGUGAUAAUAGCUCAAGUAGUAACAGGGAAAAAAAGGCUGAUAGAGAUCAAAGUCCAUUCUCAAAAAUAAAGCAAACUAGCCAAGACAGUGAAUUAAAGUCCUCCAUGUUGAAAAAUAAGGAGGAGGAGAAGACCAGAUCCUCAGUGGAAAAUGAAAACCAAAAAUCAAAGGCUCAAGAAAAUGACCAUGUACAUGAUAAAAACAAAAAAUUUGAUCAUGAAUCAAGCCCUGGAACAGAUGAAGACAAAAGUGGAUGAGUGAGUUGUAUAAAUUUAUUUCCUUUCUGUCUCAAAAUUUAAGUUUUAGAGACUUGGCUGGUGAAUUGCCUUUAUGUUUUCAUUGUAUUUUGGGUUAUUCUGUGUCUUUUUGUUUUUGUUUUUAAUGUGGACUUCAUUGAGUUGAUCUUUUGAUAAUCUGCAACCUGGAUAAUUUGUACUGCUAAAGUUUUAAUAAACUUGAAAUGAGAAAAACAUCUUGGUGUAACACUGUGUGCUAUGUUAAACUAUUUUAUGUAUGAAUUUUCCAGCAGUCAGCCAACAGCAUCCUGAUUUGUUUAAUCAGCCAUUUGAAAACACGCAUAACUGAUGGUUGCACUUAAUUGUUACAAAAGCUUGUGUUUCUUGUGAUUAAAGUAACUAGACAUCACUAGAGGAAAUUUUGUGUAGAUUUUGAUUGAAUUCAUAAUACAGCCUUCUAGCAAUUUAUUUUAACUACAGAAGCAAGGUCUUAAUAAUUUGAGAUAUUAAAUCAUACCUUGAUUUUAUAGCUACUUGUAUUUUAAGAUAGGUGAAAAUUUAGUUCUUUGUCUUGUGUUUCAUACUGUCUUAGUAAUAUUAUUCUGUCUAGUUGUGUUCUACUUACAUGUCUAAAAGUCUUAGAGAAUUUUUUUCAGUUGAUGUGCUGGUCGAGCUUGAAUUGCUGUUAUACAGCAUUUUAUAGGAAGAUCAGAUUGUAAUUCUCAGUUUUUUUGUUGGUUUUGGUCUGAAGAGUUGAAAUUAUUAAUGAGAACAUUAUUAUUUUUGCUUUCUUUUUCUAAAAUUAAAAAUAUUUUCUCAGUAAAACAUACAGCUAAUUUCUCCAGGUCCUUAAGCUAGACAGAUUCUAAAAAUUGUUAGUUGAUACAGUAACUUCUAAGAUUUCUCUGUUUUGACCACCAAUCUAUAUAGCAUUGAGUGUUAACUCUGCAUGGUUUUUGUUUUUUUUAAACUUAAAGUAUCUUCUCCCAUAGCUGUGAGUUUCAAAUGGCAAAAAAAAAAAAAAAAAAAAAAAAAAAAUUAUAAAUGUGUGAUGAUAGGAUAUAGCAUGUUUAUGACUCUGGUUUCUUUUUAUUCAGAUGGCUUUAUGGCUUUAUACCAUUGUUAACAUUAUUUUAAAUUGGCAUGUGUAACAUUGCCAUGUAGAGUAAAAUAGAAAGUUGCAAAAUUUGGUAGCUCUCAGAGUUAAUCACUAAACAUAUCCAGCGUCCAUUCAGAAUUUGAUGUGUUUUGCCAUUUUUGCCACAUACGGCAUUUUAUUCUGUAACAUCUCUUCCGAAUAAAACAUUGAUAACAGCAAACACAAAACCUGCCUCAUUUUAAAAGAAAUUUCAAAAUUCUAAUCUAUAGUGGAUUCUGGAGUUUUGUACUUUAACAUUUGUCAGUAUAGUGUUAACUUUAUUACCUAGGUAGAGUCUUGAUAACUCCAUUAGCUACCCAGUGCUAUUUGUACUGAAUAAAGUAAUGCUUAGCAUAAUGCUUCCCAUUAUUGACUAAUAUAGUGAUAAUCAUUUGGCAUUGUAGCUGUUGCAGAAUAGAGUAAUGAUUAUAAAUUUGUUUGAGAUACUUGAAACAAAUACCAAGAGAGGAUUUUUUUCAAAAUUUUAUUUCCUAGUGGUAAAAGUAGUAUAUGUUUAUUACAAUUCAGGGUGAUUCCUUAGGAACUGACCACAGACCCACAUUAAGAAUUAUUGAGUCAGUAUCUAAGCUCUAUGAUCUGUUAUAUAUUUUAAAUUGUUGUCUUAAUUCAGUAAAUUGCAUUUUAAAAUCUGUCAGAUUAUUUGAGCUUCAAGACAGGUACUAUUUAAGAAAAUUUCUGAUAACACAUACAUAUUUUUUAAAGUCCAUGCUAAGAUCCCAGAGCUUUAUCUGUUAAGGAUAUUAACAAAUACUUUCCAGAUUUUGAGUUUCAAAAAGUAGCCAUAGGAAGGAAAGAUAAUUCCAUAAGUAGUGUUGUGCCCUGUUUGAGUUACCAAAAGAACAACCCCAUGCUGAGCAUUAUAUAUAGGGACCUUUCUAAAAAAGCUUUGUUAGCUGUUUUCAUAGAACAGAUGUGAAGGAGUUUGGAUGAAAAAGGACAAUCAACUAUAUUUUAUUUUCAGAGUACAAAAAAAAAUUUAGAAAAUGAUUAGGCAGAAUUAUACCCCAAGAUUUACACUGGUAUCUGAAUCGCACAAGGCUCAUGGGGUCCUUUCCUUGUAUUACAUUUUUAGUAGUUGCUCCAUCUUUAUUGUUUUGGACAUUGCCCAGAAAUCAGUUAUUUAAUUUUUCCCAUCACAUUAAUUUUAUAGUUACAUCUGAGGUUAAAGGUCAUACAUAGCUUUGACUUAAUAACAGGUAUUUUCAUUUUUUAUUGCUCAAUUGGUCAUAGCUGCAAAAAAUUCAGUACCUAGAAUUUUUAUGAUUAUUAUGUGAAUUUUUUUUCUGUCUAAGUUGUAUGCCCUGGAAACUGGUACUACAGAGAGAUUAAUGAAUAGCAGAGAAGGCACUGGGUUGUUUAACAUUUUUUAAUUAGUUGGUAAUUGGUGAAUUCAGAGGUUAUGUAGUAUUAAAUUAACUAAUUGAAACCCUCAGAAAUUGCUAAGAGUUUAUGUGAUAAAUCCCUUUGCACUGAUACUGAUGCAUGUUGAGUUUGCUGAAUGGCCUUUGAUUCAUGUGAUCAGUGGAAAAUGAAACUAAAACAAGAUUUUGUUAUGUUGUGGACAAGCAUUAAUUGAGUUUCUAGUAUCCUGGGUAAUAGUAGUAGCUGAUAAUUCUAAUUUAUUUUUUAGUUUCUGGAGCAAAUUAGUAUUUUUUUUUAGUAGUUAGUUGUACUUUGCUCUAGGUGGUAAUUUUCAUCUUGCUGAGCUUUUUUGUAAAUUUCUGUAGAAAUUUUUUGGGCUUGCCUUCACUAGAAGGCACUUUAAAUAUAUACCAUACAGCUAAUUGGUAUGAAGACUAAAUGGAUAUUUUUCUGUCUUGUUUUGCUUAUGUUUACUAUAAUUAUUCUCUUAGGAUUCCUACAUUUACAGUUUAAAAAUUCUCCAUGGAUUGCAGGUUGAUAAGUUGUUGUAUUGUGUAAAUUUGUGUUUUAUUACAAAUACUUAUUUGGGGGAAAAAGGACCCAGGGAGUGCAGUGUUGGAUGGCACACUGCCACGGUGGGCUUCCCAGUUGCCUUUAAGGGAUUCAGGCAGGGGCAGACUCUGGCCUGUUGUGUGACAAAGAAAUAAAUAUUAAAGAAAAGAAAAACCACAAAUCACAUGAAAAGAAUUCCAUCAGCAAGGUUAGGGAAGGGAGUUGGUGAAGGUUUUCCUGGUUUAGGUGUGGAAGGGAAUGGUGGGAUGGAUUUAUGUUUCUCCCCCUGCCUCAAGCAAAUUCCAUGUCAUCAAAAGCACAUGCUGUAUAUUUUCUUCCUCUUUUGUGUAUUCAUAGUAUUUUCAAAGACUGACAAAUGAAUUGAGUAUUACUGUGUGUGGUCAUAUUCAAAGUUGUGGCUGCUUUUUGUGAAAGGGGAAACGUAAGGAAGUUACUGCACUUCUUUUCCUGGCUCAGAAGUCACUGUGAUGUAUAUUUUUUUAAUGAAAUUUAGAAAUAAAAUUGUUGUCUCAAUUGUAAAAUUAGUUUCAAGAUGCUGCUUCUCCUAUCAUUAGUCUAGUAACUGUUGGACUGUUUUCUGCAAACUGCAUUUUACAAAAUUUAAACUUAAAAUCUGUAUUAACUUUUAUAGUUAAACAUUGUAUUAAAUAAACUAUACUGUAACAAACA
Messenger RNA from Cavia porcellus (domestic guinea pig), 6331 nucleotides. RefSeq names its product peptidylprolyl isomerase G (gene Ppig). NCBI's taxonomy places the organism in Eukaryota, Metazoa, Chordata, Mammalia, Rodentia, Caviidae. Gene Ontology annotation, molecular function: peptidyl-prolyl cis-trans isomerase activity. Gene Ontology annotation, biological process: protein peptidyl-prolyl isomerization; protein folding. The record is from RefSeq and is a predicted model, not a curated record. Bases 328 to 2589 code for a protein of 753 amino acids. The transcript is spliced from 14 exons. Gene Ontology annotation, cellular component: intracellular membrane-bounded organelle.